ACCAAAUAUCAAUCAUCUCAUUUGGAUCAUAAGUCAACUCUCACAUCUUCUCUCCUAUAAAUACCCUCCUCUUCAUCUCUCUACGUACUACACAACAAUCACAAAAACAUAUAGCUAUAUCCUCAAAGAUCUCAUUUCAUCUCUCUCUCUGUACGUGCCGAUAAUGGACCACGAGGAAAUUCCAUCAAUGCCCUCAACACCGGCGACAACCCCGGGGACUCCAGGAGCGCCGCUAUUUGGAGGUUUCGAAGGGAAGAGGAACGGGCAUAAUGGUAAAUACACGCCAAAGUCACUUCUAAAAAGCUGCAAAUGUUUCAGUGUGGACAAUGAAUGGGCUCUGGAAGAUGGAAGACUCCCUCCGGUCUCUUGCUCUCUCCCUCCUCCUAACGUUUCCCUUUACCGUAAGUUGGGAGCAGAGUUUGUAGGGACAUUGAUACUGAUCUUCGCGGGAACAGCGACGGCCAUUGUGAAUCAGAAGACAGGCGGAGCAGUGACGCUUAUAGGUUGCGCCGCCUCGGCUGGUCUGGCGGUUAUGAUCGUAAUAUUGUCGACCGGUCACAUCUCCGGCGCACAUCUCAAUCCGGCUGUCACCAUAGCCUUCGCUGCUCUUAAACACUUCCCUUGGAAGCACGUGCCGGUGUAUAUCGGAGCUCAGAUAAUGGCGUCGGUGUGUGCGGCGUUUGCACUGAAAGCAGUGUUUGAACCGACGAUGAGCGGUGGAGUGACGGUGCCCACGGUGGCUCUCAGCCAAGCUUUCGCUUUGGAGUUCAUCAUCACUUUCAACCUUAUGUUCGUUGUCACUGCCGUUGCCACCGACACUAGAGCUGUAGGGGAAUUGGCGGGAAUCGCGGUAGGAGCAACGGUCAUGCUUAACAUACUCAUAGCUGGACCUGCAACUUCUGCUUCGAUGAAUCCUGUAAGAACACUAGGUCCAGCCAUUGCAGCUAACGAUUACAGAGCCAUUUGGGUUUACCUAACUGCUCCAAUUCUUGGAGCUUUAAUCGGAGCAGGAACUUACACGAUCGUGAAGCUGCCAGAGGAAGACGAAGCACCCAAAGAAAAGAGGAGCUUCAGAAGAUGAUCCAUGGAUGCUAAAAAGACAAAACUUUAAAAUAAAAACAAAACAUUCGCUAUGUUACUCUGUUUCCAUGACAUAUAUGUGUCUACUGUAUAAUAUAACGAACGAUGAUAUAUCACUGUAAAAUUGCGAAUGGCCAUUUAUCAAAAUUGCAAUAGCGUUUUUUUCCAA
This is a messenger RNA of Eutrema salsugineum, 1249 nucleotides long. Its product is annotated as aquaporin NIP6-1. The coding region runs from base 164 to 1081 and encodes 305 amino acids. Gene Ontology annotation, biological process: transmembrane transport. Lineage: Eukaryota; Viridiplantae; Streptophyta; Magnoliopsida; Brassicales; Brassicaceae. Gene Ontology annotation, molecular function: channel activity. The transcript has 5 exons. Gene Ontology annotation, cellular component: membrane. The record is from RefSeq and is a predicted model, not a curated record.